This is a messenger RNA of Teleopsis dalmanni, 582 nucleotides long. RefSeq names its product sensory neuron membrane protein 2-like. NCBI's taxonomy places the organism in Eukaryota, Metazoa, Arthropoda, Insecta, Diptera, Diopsidae. Gene Ontology annotation, molecular function: scavenger receptor activity. The transcript is spliced from 4 exons. The coding region runs from base 1 to 474 and encodes 157 amino acids. The record is from RefSeq and is a predicted model, not a curated record. Gene Ontology annotation, cellular component: membrane; cytoplasm.
AUGGAGGAGUACGAGUAUGAUGUUAACAGUUGGUCACGCUGUGCCACUGAUGCACCAGUAAUUUUGACGCUGCCGCAUAUGUUGGGCGCCUCGAACGAGUACAGAAAAAUGAUUCGCGGUCUCAAACCGGAUGCGAAGAAGCAUCAAACAUUCGUUGAUGUGCAGAUGCUCACUGGUACGCCGCUUCAGGGAGGCAAACGCGUGCAGUUCAACAUGUUCUUGAAGAGCAUAAAUCGCAUUACGAUCACGGAGAAUCUGACAACCGUGCUAAUGCCAGCGAUUUGGGUGGAGGAAGGCAUUCAGCUAAACAAUGAGAUGGUAGCAUUCUUCAAAAAGAAACUGAUAAACUCCCUAAAGACACUAAAUAUUGUGCAUUGGGCUUCACUGUGUGGCGGCAUUGGAGUGGCAUUAAUUUGUCUGAUGUAUUAUGUCGUGUACCGUCGAAAACCCAUUGAAGAGGCACCGCUAAAGUAGGAGGACUUGUUAAAAGUUGUUCGGGUUAUAGAUAAAUCUAACUUUAGCACUAUAAUAUAUGUAUGUGGUUAUAUAUAUGUAUAUGUUUGUUAUUAUAUUAACUAUUGU